This is a messenger RNA of Notechis scutatus (mainland tiger snake), 5160 nucleotides long. RefSeq names its product ring finger protein 114 (gene RNF114). Gene Ontology annotation, biological process: ubiquitin-dependent protein catabolic process; protein polyubiquitination. The record is from RefSeq and is a predicted model, not a curated record. Lineage: Eukaryota; Metazoa; Chordata; Lepidosauria; Squamata; Elapidae. Gene Ontology annotation, molecular function: ubiquitin protein ligase activity.
AGUUUCGUGAUAGUUCGUCUGUGAGGCUGCCAGAGUGGCUUCGCGGAAGUCAUUCUGGAAGAUGGCGUUGGCCGAGGCCGGUGCUCGGUUGCCGGAGGGUGCGACCGGGGAACGCGUGGAUCCGCUUUCUCGCUUCACUUGCCCGGUGUGCCUGGAGGUGUUUGAGAGCCCCGUGCGGGCGCCUUGCGGUCAUAUUUUUUGCAUGCCGUGCAUUCAAGAAUGUCUUAAGCCUAAAAAGCCUGUUUGUGGAGUUUGCCGCAGUACCCUGUCUCAUGGCAGCAGAGCUCUGGAUUUGGAAAAGCAAAUUGAAAUGACAGAGACUACUUGCAAUGGCUGCAAUCAAAAAAUGUAUCUCUCAAAGCUGCGAAGUCAUGUAGCUACUUGCUCAAAGUACCAGAAUUACAUAAUGGAAGGUGUUAAAGCUGUGACUAAAGAACCAUUACAGAAUACCAGGAGUGUCCCCAAUAGAUUUACAUUUCCUUGCCCUUAUUGUAAUGAAAAAAACUUGGACCAAGAAGGACUGGUAGAACACUGCAAAAGCUAUCAUAGUAACGAUCCAAAGCGAGUGGUUUGCCCAAUCUGUGCAUCGAUGCCCUGGGGAGAUCCACAUUAUAGAAGCGCUAACUUCAUGGAACAUCUUCAGCGACGCCAUCAGUUUUCAUACGAUACAUUUGUGGAUUAUGAUGCUGAUGAAGAUGAUAUGAUGGCCCAAGUCCUAUUGCGCUCCUUGAGGGAUCAAUGAAAAAAGCAAGAAGUACUCUUAAUACUUGGCUUCCAUUGGUGAGAAAAGACCACAGACAUGACUUCCUCCAAGAUGCUUUGGCACACAUAAACUUAAACUGAAGGCUCUCCCAUGGUUCUUAUUCCUGUCUUCAUAUUUCUAAUUUUGGUUUUUUCUAAUGGACUUUCUGUUGAAGUUCAUCUUCUCCAAGGUCCUUUUUUUUUACUCAUUUCUGGAUGUUUUUUUCUUAUAUCUGUUUCAGAUUUGAAUGCUUGUAGUCAGGAGACUACAAAUAUUUCUAAUGUAUUAGCACCUUUAUUUUAAUUAGUGUUAUUAUAUUGUUUGACAUAGAUCAUCAGUUAGAAGCCCAGGUUUCCUAAAUACUUAACUCUGGUUAUUAGAUUCAGAUAUCAGUCCAAAUGCAGGAUUUCGUUUCUAAUAAAUUAGGAAUCUGAUACCUACUUUUGCAAAGCUGGAUUUGGUAUCAGCCUUCAGCAAUAUGUAAAGCCCUGGUUGGAAAUUCCUAUAUAGUAAGCCAUUGUUUUUUUUCCUGACUGUACAAUAGUUAAGGGUGAUGUUUAUCUUAAUACAUAUUUUGACUCUGAACAUUUAUGCAGAGUUGAGAUAGAGACUAUGAAGAGAUCAUUGUAUGGUUCCUGAAUGAUGAAUAAUUCAAGGUUCAUAUUUCAUUUCCAGCUUCCUAAAGCUGAUUACAUCUUUAUAUAUUUCUACCUCUAUGCCUAGAAUUCAGAACAAUCUGAUAGCAACAAUAGUGCAGACUUAACAUCUGGUUCUUUAGACAUAACAAAUAUUAAAGCCUCUUACGCUUCGUGAAAACUCUGCUGUCUAAUGCAGAAAUUUGUUUGUUCAUAAGUGAGGCUUCCAUGCAGACCAUGGAUAUUUCAUUUACUUAACAAAUCAUGCCAUACAAAUUGCCACAUCCUGAAUUCAGAGGCUGCUGUGAACCCUUGUCAUACAGGUUAAUUCCAGUUCUGAUACUCACACAUGGUCUUGAAUUUUUAAGAUAAUAGAUUUUAUUUUGCUUAUGUGUUGAUUGAGGUCAAAUAUGGCAAACAGGGAUAAUACCAACUAGCCCUGAUAUGUAAUUGUAAAGAUCUGUGUCUUUACAAUGGAGCUACAGACUGACUAUAUGUACCUGGGAGCCCCGAUCUUAAGACAAAAUGUGUGUACGUAUUGCUUCACUGUCUCCAGAGGAGAACUUGCAGGUGGAUUUCUACUCCAUCACGUUUACUGAGAGUACUAAUAAAUGGAAUAAGAUUGCUAUGGUGAAGUGACUUACAAGAUUUUGCUGGGAUAUGGUGAUUGCUUUUGAAUGUAUUACAGUGUUUGGAGAUUAGUCCCAAGUAAUUUAAAUUUUUAAUUUUAGGGCGGCACAAGCAAGACAUGUUCUGAAUUAAAAACUACAAUGCCCAUAAGUGGCAAGUAUGUAUAAGACCUGAGCUAGAUGAUGGAUGCUUUUGUUACAUAAUUAAAUGCAUUCAAUGGCAGCUUUUUGCACUAAGUAGAUGUGAUGCUGACCUUGAGUGUACACUGACCAGAAAAAGAUUGAUUCAUAUACAUUUGGCUCAGGAUUCAUGUGGUAUUGAUCUGAAGCUUAAAUGUGUAUGUGAGAAAGACCUCCUGGAAGACCAUUCCUUUAAAUUUAGUUGAUGGACAAGAGCCAGUAAUGACAUAGCAUAUCUGGCAUGGGUAUCUUGAUUUAACUGCCAAUUGCUCAUGCUGCCUUCUAGACAGAACUGUUUAAUUUAUGCUUCAGCACUGACUAAUAAGUCUUCGGUGGCUAGGAUUUUGGGAGUUUCCACUGGAUCAUUUAGUGAUUGUUCUGGUGAGGUUGAUCAAGAAAUAAAGAGUGCCUGGGUUAUCAUGGGCCUUCUUCAAGUUACCUCUUCCAACAGCCGACCUUUGUGUGCUCCUCCCAAUCUUGAAAUGACCCCUGAUGGAGCCAGAAGGGAAAGCUGACCAUAUAUAGAUACCCCAAAGUGCCUUCUGCAUGCAUGUGAGCUCCUUGGGUCCAGGCCAGUGUCUUUCAGUAUUUGAACAAGUAGAAACAUUUCUGCCAGUCACUUGCGGAAUUCACAGGAGCAAGGUUUCCUGAUCCUUGAAAGUACUUUUUCCCCCUUGUAUUCUAAGUGCACUUCUAGUGUUUUAACAAAAUUUUAGGAGUUCAAAUUUGUCUUUUAAAUAAAGUAAAUUAAUUUAGUUGAUAAAAUGUACAGAAUUUUUUCCUUGUUAUAGAAGUUCCAAAGCUGUUGUUUGAACUAGAUUAAUAAACUGAAUAGUAAAUUGCAUUCUCCCAGCUUUUGCCCUAUCUCUUCUGUUUACUGUGAAGUGAUGCUGGCAUAUAAUGGGGUUGAAUUCAGCAAUCAUUUUAAACUAAAUCUGCUUCAGUAUUGCCCCACUUAUACAUUCUACUGUGCAGCUGCAAAGUGGAUCAGCGUAAAUUAAACUCUUGGUUUGGAUGAAACCUAUACUUCAGCAGAACAAUUCACUGAAUUCAUAUCUGAACUACCCAAGGAUGCAUUAAUGAUAUGGAGUGACGUAUCAUUUUCUGCAGACACAACGCACUCACACAGCCCUUUUCUCAGCCUCUCAUUUGGGAAAAUUCCACAAGAUUGAGAGGGAUGCAAUUUUGUGAGUCAUGGUUCCAGCUGAUUGGUUUUAACUGGGCUUCCUAAGCAAUUGUCUUCAAAAAUGGAUGGCAGGGCUUUUGUAGAGUUCAGUUAUUUUUCCUAGUGGUUUUUUUGUGUGUGUGUCUUGGGAAUUACAGGUGUUCUCUCCAAGAACCCACAGAAUGAAUUGUUAGGAGGAAUCUUCCAAAUCUGAAAGAAUGUGGUAUCAUGUGACUGGGAAAUGCUGGCUGUUAAAAUUAUUCUACCUUUGCCAUUCUUUGUAUCGCCAAGUCACCCACUCUGGCCCUAUUGCACUUCCUGUUGUCCUUUUCAAUUCUGUAGAAAGUCAAGGUUUUGAAAUUAUUUUGCAUUAACUAACUUUUGUCUUCCUAUUUAGAAAUGGGCAAUUAAAAAAAGGAAAAUGUAGCUCAGAGCUGAAAUGGGGAGUCAUUGGUGCUCUCUGAGUUUGGUUGUUUUUUUGGCAGACACCUUAUUAUGCAAACUAGGUAACAACAUCAAGUUCUGCAAAAAUCCCUAUGCAUAAAUGUUGGGUGGAAGAUUCCUUUCUAGUGGAAGAAGUUUUCAAACUUUCUCAAGGUCAUCAAAACUUUCUCAAGGUCAUCAAACUUUCUCAAGGUAUUAUCCCUCAGUAAUAAUAAUAGCAUUACUACCAACCCAUCUAUUCAUUGCCAAGAUUGAGGUUUCCUCAUGUUCUUUUCCUGUUUAUUUGGAAAUUGAGGAUUCAUGAAGGCUGUAGUCCUAAGGAGAUAUUGUUGUAGGAUGGUAGACCUUCACAGGCAUUCCUAGAUAGUCUUUUAACUUCACUGAAGUUAUUUGGGAGAAGUACAUUCAUCAACUUUAAUGAGAACUUGUACUGCCUAAUUGCACAUUCUAUAACUGCUGGAAAGAACUGGCCAGGCUUCUCAUUUAAUUCAUAUUGGAACUGGCUGUAUUGGUCAUAUUUCAAUGUGUGUCCGAUUUUAUAGCCACAAUCUUUCAAAUUCCCAGGACAUUUAUGAUAUUGAGAUUAGUUUCCCAUCUUCCAGUAAGUGAGUAGCAAAAGGAAAUGCCCAGACUGAAAUUUGGUGAGCAUUGAUGUGUCAAUUCCAUUGGUAUAUGCAACCCCUCCACCCUUUGUGUUCUGAAUCUGGGGGAUUCUAGAGCACCAAUGCAAAGGAUUUGUGGGAGAGGAGACAGUGCAAUAAUAAUUGAAGUCAGUCUCUGGAUUUAUUCCAUGAGGUUAAGGCCUAUUUGUGUAAUUUAUAUAAAAAUGGCAUUGCAAUAAAUAUUGUUCCACCAAACCACAUGCCAUAACAAUAAAAAUAUUAAGAUACCCCAAGAUUUUUUCUUCUGUUUGGUACAGUUGCCAUUUUUUGAACAUGUCUCUUAUUUCAUUGUCAUAUUAAAAAAAUACUAACAUCUGGACAGAAGAGAGCGCUCUUGCAAUUCUUUAGAACUGUAGUUGUCAGGUGUAUGGUAUGUGUAUCGUGGUUAUUGUCGUCUUAGCAUUGUUUGUUCAACAAUAUUUGUUUAAUAAAACAGAUGUCCCCAAAAAGACAUCUUACCACAGCUACAGUUAAUCCUAUAUUAUGGAUCAUGCUGAUAAAUAUUUUAAUGAUCCUUUCUUGAUUUUCUUCCUUUUCUUCUGUUUCCGUACCAAAUGUUUGUAUUCAACCCAGGUUGGUAUAAAUUCAGAAGUCAAAAAUGACCUUCAGUAAUCUAGUAUGAUAUGGUACUUAAGAUUCACGUUCAAGUCCACCUGUUGGGAUUACUUUGGACCUGUUGCUAUUCUUUUGCCUUUGUGAUGAG